Messenger RNA from Salvia miltiorrhiza (redroot sage), 2418 nucleotides. RefSeq lists its product as uncharacterized. NCBI's taxonomy places the organism in Eukaryota, Viridiplantae, Streptophyta, Magnoliopsida, Lamiales, Lamiaceae. The coding region runs from base 588 to 2069 and encodes 493 amino acids. The transcript has 6 exons. The record is from RefSeq and is a predicted model, not a curated record. Gene Ontology annotation, molecular function: metal ion binding.
UAAAAUUUUGAAAUUUCAUCACAAAUAAUUUAAUUUCAUAAAAAAAGAAUACAAAAAAAAAUUGAAAAAAAAAAGAAAAGAAAAAGCCCGGAACCGCCGGUUUUGCGGCCCGGGAACCGCCAGUUCAGGGUCAGAAAACCGGCCCGUUACAUUUCAUCCGGGCCGGUUCAGGUUCACGGAAAUUUCGACCCUGAACCGGCGGCACCACUAGCCGCCCAACCCAAACCUUUCUCUUCUUCUUCUUCUUCUCUCACUCCUCUCUCUCAGCAACCGGACACACCAUCAUCUCUCUAGCCUCUCGUCGUCUGUCUCACUUCAUCUAUCUCUCCCCUUGCUAUACACACCAAAACAGAAACCCUCCUUCACGAAUUCCGGCGAGAUCCGCCAUUUAACGUCGCGCGUUUCUCCCCACUGAUUUCGCCACCUCGCAUGCUCCCCUUUCCAUUUUCUUUGGCCAGACAUUAAGUUGUUUCUUCUAAAAUUGGGGCGUGGCAUUUACCUUCUAUUCAAGUUCUCAUUUUUUUCAUUCUCUCAAGAAAAGACAACAUUUUGCAUAGGUAGAAAAAAGAGUGUUGUGGCUAAAGGAGAUGGUUAACUCAAAGGAGCCAAAGCGACGGGUUGCUUUUAUUCUAAUUGAUGGGGUGGGAGAUGUAUCACUGCCAAAGUUUGGUUACAAGACUCCCUUGCAAAUUGCCAAUAUACCUAAUUUGGAUGCAAUUGCAUCGGCUGGCGUCAACGGUCUAAUGGACCCCGUCGAAGUAGGCUUAGGCUGUGGAAGUGAUACUGCACAUCUGUCUCUACUCGGCUAUGAUCCUAGAACAUAUUAUCGAGGUCGAGGUGCAUUUGAGUCCAUGGGUGCAGGUUUAGCAAUGUCACCUGGAGAUAUCGCUUUUAAAUCCAACUUUGCAACUCUAGAUGAAAGUACCGGAGUAGUUACCAGUAGGAGGGCAGAUAGGCAUUUUGAGGAAGAAGGACCUGUUCUUUGCGCAGCACUGGAUGGACUCAAGCUGCCUUCUUUUCCUCAAUAUGAAGUUAGAGUCAGGUAUGCAACAGAGCAUAGAUGUGGUGUGGUUGUUAAAGGACCAAAAUUAAGUGGAAACAUAUCAGGGACAGAUCCAUUGAAGGAUAAUCGCCUGCUUUUACAAGCUCAACCUCUUGAUGGUUCUGAUGAAGCAAAGAAUACAGCUGCAGUUGUUAAUGAGCUAUCUAAAGAGAUAUCUCACAUUUUGGUUGGUCACCCUGUGAAUGCUAGAAGAGUUGCAGAAGGAAAGAAUAUAGCUAAUGUUGUCCUUUUACGAGGUUGUGGGAUUCGAAUUGAGGUCCCACCAUUUGAAAAGAUUCACGGUCUGCGGCCUUGUAUGGUUGCUCCUACCAAGAUCAUUGCUGGUUUGGGUUUGUCCCUUGGUAUUGAUAUUCUAGAAGCUCCAGGAGCAACAGGAGACUACAGAACCUUGCUAACCUCAAAAGCAACUGCAAUAGCCAGAGCCCUCUCAGCUCCUUCUAACGCAAGCCCCAAUGUCUUUGUACCUGGGGAAGAUGAACAUAAACCCGGCAGACCUGAUGGCUAUGACUUUGGAUUCCUUCACAUUAAGGCAAUAGAUGACGCCGGUCAUGAUAAAGCAAGUGUCUUCAAAGCCAAAGGCUUAGAAGCUGUUGAUAAAGCUAUAGGACAACUAGCUAAGCUCCUCUGGCAAACAGAGUCGACGGGGGCUUUCCAAUAUUACAUUUGUGUCACUGGAGAUCAUUCCACUCCAGUCGAAUACGGUGAUCACAGCUUUGAACCAGUCCCCUUCACACUGUGUCGUUUGAAAGACUUCAUCGGUGCUGUGGGUGGGGAAUCACAACUUUCUAAUAUCUCUCUCGACCCAUUUCCUCUUCCAACCAUUGAACCUAGUGAUGACUUAGCUGAUGCUGACAGAAGUGAAGAAGAGAAACAGGGAAAGCAGGGUCAGGCUUUUAGAGGUGACCAUGUUUACGAGUUCAAUGAGAUUGCAGCAGCCAGGGGAAUUCUCGGGCGAUUUACUGGUAGUGAAAUGAUGGGAAUCAUAAGAGCAUUUCUCAAGCUUUAAUAAUAGCUACUGCAUCCACUCUCAUUCGUCAGUAUUUCUUUUAACUUUGUGACAAGACCAACUAUGCUAGAAAAACACAACAGGGUUAGAAUUUGUUCUUGUCUAGUUGCUUUUGAGUUUUUUGUUGCGUGUUUGUUUCUGCAACUGCAUGUGUAUUUCGCUUUCACUCAUGCUGAAAGGAGUAACUCUAGUUUGCUCCUCGCACUUGGACACAUGUAAUAAUGGCGUUAAGUGAUAGAAACAUAUGUGUCCUUAGCUCCUAAGGUCGAGAUAAUAUGUAUCCUUACCAUUGUUACAGUGCUUUGUACUCUGUUUUGCAGUUGAUGAAUAAAGCGGAAAAUCGCAAAUA